AAAGAAAAUGUGAUGUAAUAUGAAAAAAAAUACGGGCAUUAUAAUCCUGUACAGUAACUGGAAACAUUAAGGUUUAUAAACACGAGAAAAGCGUAAUUACAUAAGUACAGUCCCGGGGUAAAGACUGCCUGCAAUAAUGUUUACAGUGUGUUAUACAAAAUGCUGCAGGUCGUGUAAGGAGACCGUGAAGGAGGAAUAACUGCUCUCUAUAGGCCUACUGCGUGUUUGCAAGGCGGGUGAGGGAGGGCUACCCCAGGACGGCCCAAGACAGGUGUGGAGGCUUAGGUGUGGCGUCCUGACAGGUGUGAGCUAGUACAUGUGCUGAGUGACAGAGCAUGGGCAAGGCGGCGUCCUCGCUGGGCUACAAGGCGACCAAGCCGCUGCGGGAGUACAACCUGGAGCAGCGGGUGGCCAAAGAGCUGAGCCGGGAGAAGCGACCCGCGGCACCGAGGCACCAGACCACCGCAGCACUCUUUGAGGAGGCCGUCAGGGGUCAGUCCCAGGAGGUCAAGAGCAGGCUGCAGGAGAAGGACAGCGAUCUGCAUGACCGACUCAAGAGUGUGUAUGUGACUUCCCAGGAUGUGAUGCUGCCGCACACAGCCAUCAAGGACAACCCAGACCGCCCGCUGCCCAUGGACAGAUCAGUCAUCAUUGACCCGGAGUUUGGGUUUAUUGAGCCCAAGUCGGUGCCAUACGGGAAGAUGACACUACGGCGGGCAGUGGAGGCCAUCACCCGGCACCAGGAGGACCCUGUGUUGUGGACAGCGCGGCGCUUGGCCAUUGAACACAAACUGAGCGUCGAACUCACUGAGAAGAUGCUGAAAUACUUCCAAACGUUCGUGCUGGUGGUGCCUCCAAACCCCAAGGCAAAGCUUGCUUCCAACUCUCUCCUCCGCACCCCCCUCGCUGCCCCACACCACUCCAUCAGGCAGCUGCCAGCAGGGGACGAGGCAGAGCAGGACCCCAAGGGCAAGAACAAGGCCAAGAGCUGAUGACGGAGGGGUUAUAGCUUGGGAAACACUAUGAUGGGAUAGAUUUUGUUUAUUCCCCCCCCACUCUCUCUCUCUCUCUCUCUCUCUCUCUCUCUCUCUCUCUCUCUCUCUCUCUCUCUCUCUCUCUCUCUCUCUCUCUCUCUCUCUCUCUCCUGCCUUAUUUCCAUUUUCUUGUACUUUGUGAUGAGCAAUAUUUUCUGUCUUCAUUUCCAUUUUCUCACUUUUUUCCCAGUUAAGUAAAUCAGUUUUCACUUUUUCUCUGCACUUUCACUUUCAUAUUUUUCUUUUUCCAGUUGUCAGUCUGUUGUUUAUCACUGUUUGCAGCUAAGAGUUUUUAUCAGUUUGUUUAGUUGGAGAAUGUUUUUAUUUUCAUUAUUUGCAGCCAAGAUUCUCAAUUAAUUGUCUUCAUUUUCAUUAUUUUGUUAAAAUUCUUAAUUCUUGUUUUACCUAGAAAUAUUGUCUUCAUUACCAUUAUUUGCAGCCAAGAUUCAUGAUUGACUUCUAUUUUUGCAGAGAAAUUUUGUUUAUUACUAUUACUUACUGCAAGGUUUCAGAUUGGCUUCCAUUUUCCAUCUCAGUCAUUCUUGCAGCCCUGAUUCUUGUUGCUCCUACACUUGGAACUUUCUCUGAGGACUGGUGUCUUUGGUGAGGUGUCCAUUAUGCAAGGAAGAGGGAGGGAGGGAGGGAGGAGGAGUGCCAUAAACAAAUAGUUGUGGGGACAUCAGACAUCUUGCCACAUGGGGUAAAGGGAGAGAAAGACAAGUUCAUGCGUCUUUCUCUCUUCCGACCCUCACCGUGGUGGUACUGGUGUCUGUUUUCAGUGUCAGAGGUGGAUGUUGUGGUGCUUCAUUCAAGACUCCUCAAGUCAUGAUGGAAAAUUGAGAAUUUAAUGUGUUGGUAGUGACCAAAGUAGUGUGUAGUAAUUGAUUUUAAUUGAGUUUUUGACUUAUAAAUAACAUGUAACAUCCAUCCACUGGGGAUAAUGUUAAAGUAAUUCCCUCCCUUAUAUAAUUGGUUUUCAAAGUAAUAACAAAAACAACAAUAAUUUAAAUCAAUAAUGGUCAUCUCAACUCAUCUUGCAAGGUUUUUUAUCGUUUAUUUAUUACACGUUAUUGUUAGUAUACAUUGUAAAUAUGUAACAAAAAAGUGUAUUGGUUAUGUAUAUAUAUAUAUAGAUUCUUUUUACAUAACAUGAUA
Messenger RNA from Scylla paramamosain (green mud crab), 2189 nucleotides. RefSeq names its product NADH dehydrogenase [ubiquinone] 1 alpha subcomplex assembly factor 4-like. The record is from RefSeq and is a predicted model, not a curated record. The transcript is spliced from 6 exons. Gene Ontology annotation, cellular component: mitochondrion. NCBI's taxonomy places the organism in Eukaryota, Metazoa, Arthropoda, Malacostraca, Decapoda, Portunidae. Gene Ontology annotation, biological process: mitochondrial respiratory chain complex I assembly. The coding region runs from base 336 to 992 and encodes 218 amino acids.